Cavenderia fasciculata is the source of this 639-nucleotide messenger RNA. RefSeq lists its product as uncharacterized. The coding region runs from base 1 to 639 and encodes 212 amino acids. The transcript has 2 exons. Lineage: Eukaryota; Evosea; Eumycetozoa; Acytosteliales; Cavenderiaceae. The record is from RefSeq and is a predicted model, not a curated record.
AUGAGAUCAAGUCAAUUCACCGAUCUAUUUGACCUUUAUUUAGAGAGGGAUGGUUGUUUGACCGAAUCCGAUUGUCGUGGAUUCGAAAUGGAACAUAUCUAUAUCAAAAGAAACUUACCCUAUGGAGGUUUCUAUACACAUCACGGAGUUAGACUCUUUUACGAAGACAAUUUCUUUACCAUCAUACACUUUAAUGGAAUGUCGGAUGACAUGAGUUUGCAAAGCAAGGUAGGUGCUACCGUCUUGAUGGUUGGUGCAAACUAUGAAUUUUCAAAGCCAUCCCCCGUUGAAGAGAUUCAGGUCAGAGGUAAUCGUGUAUCAUCUGCAGACAGUAUGAAUAGAUUGAUUAAAACCUACAAGGAAAGGGAACAAAUCAUUUAUCAUUUACUUUGUAGAAAUUGUGAACAUCUUGCCUCUUUUAUUGUAGAUGGUAGAUGGGAGAGUAAUCAAGCAGAUGAAAAGUUUAAAUUGAUUCUAAAGAUUCUUGGUCACACCAUAGCAGAUAAUAAGGGACUCAUUUUGGGAGUACUUGGUGCUAUUGCUGCAACCUUUGUAGCUUACCAGACGAUUACUGGUGCUGUUGGAGGUAAAAAGGAGGAAGAAGAGGAAAAAAAGAAAUCUAUUAAAUCAACUGCAUAG